CCUUUUGCAACGAGUUGAAAGACGGGAAGCUACCGUUCCUGGCUCACCGCUGUUCGCGUUAACUGUACGAUUAAGUCGGUCAGGAAUUUUAAAAAAUGGCUUUCAAAGACACCGGUAAAGCCCCUGUCGAGGCAGAGGUUGCUAUCCAUCGCAUCCGUAUCACCCUUACCAGCCGCAAUGUGAAGUCUCUGGAGAAGGUGUGUGCAGACCUCAUCCGUGGUGCCAAGGAGAAAAAUCUCAAGGUGAAGGGUCCAGUCCGUAUGCCCACCAAGACUCUGCGCAUCACCACCAGGAAGACCCCCUGUGGAGAGGGUUCCAAGACCUGGGAUCGCUUCCAGAUGCGGAUCCACAAGCGUCUCAUCGACCUGCACAGUCCCUCAGAGAUUGUCAAGCAGAUCACCUCAAUCAGCAUCGAGCCUGGUGUAGAGGUUGAGGUCACUAUUGCUGAUGCAUAAGCAGUUUUGUAAAUCUUGAAAUAAAACUUUGAAAC
Esox lucius (northern pike) is the source of this 490-nucleotide messenger RNA. It is a transcript of the gene rps20, whose product is annotated as ribosomal protein S20. Gene Ontology annotation, cellular component: ribosome; cytosolic small ribosomal subunit. Gene Ontology annotation, molecular function: structural constituent of ribosome; RNA binding. The record is from RefSeq and is marked provisional. Gene Ontology annotation, biological process: translation. Lineage: Eukaryota; Metazoa; Chordata; Actinopteri; Esociformes; Esocidae.